UCUAGGGUUAGCCCAAGUAGCAAAUCAAGCUCGAGCGAGCAGAGGAGCCAUGGCGGCGGAGGGGGAGGAAAAGGAGAAGAUGGUGAUGUUGCGGAGCGAGGACGGCGUGGACUUCGUGUUAUCAGAGGCAGAAGCAGAGGCAGAGGCCCUGUUUGGCAGGAAAAUCAGAAUAAUGAUGAAGUACGAGUCGGAGAAGCACGUCAUCCCUUCCGACGACGGCGGCGAAAUCAGGUACUGCCUCAUCCGCCUCUCCGUCCGAGGCGACACACUCUCCAAGGUGAUGGACUACUCCAGGACGCACGCCUCCGGAUCCCACGACUUGAGCGACUGGGAUGCAGAUUUCAUCGCUGGUUUCAACCACGAGGCCCUCUUCGAUCUCAUCCUGGCUUCGGAAUAUCUUCAAAUAAGAGGACUGAUUGACCUAGCCUGCCAGACUGUUGCUAGUAAGAUAAAGGGAAAAUCUCCACGCGAAAUUUGUAAUAUCUUUAACAUAAAAAGUGUCUUUGCUCCAGAAUUAGAUGGAGACACGAUAGCAAAGCGAUUGCAAGAUUCCACAACAUGUUCGAGCGACAAGGAGCUGCCAUGCAGUGAAACCCCAUGUUUAAUGCAAGAGCUCGAAUGGGAGGAAAAGGCUUUGCAGGCUCUUGACAUAGUUCGAUGCCAAGAGUUUACAGGAUACGACCCUAAGGUCAAUGCUUACAUCCGUACCCGAUUCGACAUAUUCAACCUAGCCUUCUUUGACCUUGACAAACAGUCUGAUUUUUGUCGUGGUCCGCGGCUUAACAUGAUACCUACACCAACACGUAACUCGAUAGUAGGAUCAUGUGUAAAUGUCAUCACCUUGAAGGUAAAGGAAUCGGAAGUUGGCUUCCCGAUAAAAGUUUUUGGUACCGUUGUAGCAAGAGACCAGGUCGACUAUAGAUGUGUUUAUCUCUUCAGACGUGAAAGGGAUGAUCCCCAACUCAUCACCUCGGUGGAUGGCGACUUAACUUUGAUGGAUCCAUGCCGAGCGCUUGUUCCGGCGGAUAGAAUAUAUUUUGAGAUCAAUUUAAUGAUAGUCCGUGAUGGAGGUGAGGUUAAAGAUUUCAGCAAAGGUGUUAUUGUUUUCAACAGGGCCCGCCUCCCUAAUGAUAAGCUGACCAUGAGUGUGAGUCUAAAUAGCUAUCUCAGUAGAGUGGAAGUGAGAUGUGCGUAUGUUGUAUAUCCCACUGAAGCUACCAUUGAAGUCAAUAUCUUGAAGGGACCGUGUAGUGUCUCAAGAGUUGUCGCCGCUACUACCAAGAAUUAUGAGUAUGGUAUGGAACUUUACAACGGUGGUGAAGCAGCAGCAGAGGUUGAGACAGGGACUGUUCCCUUGAGCCGUCAUGUUGUAGCUGUCCCAGCUGGUAGAAAGUUGGUGCUCAUUGUCACCGGUCGUAGCAUUGGUGAUGUUUUUGAUAAAAACAUCAUCAGACCUUUGGGAAGAUCCACUGAGUUGAUCCACUAUAAAUUAGGCUCCGCACUUGUGGAGGUGAAACUUGUUUGGACAGCUGUUCCCAGACGCGAGAUACAAGAUAUGAUCAAGGAUGUGGGAGAUGAGAGCAUUUUGAUGUGAUGCAGAGCGUUUGUUUGAUAGAUGGAAAUCAACACCUGGAAAAUUAUUCUGCAUUCCGUGUACUCUGUAUUUUUAUUUUCUAGCAGAUGGCUGUAGAUUCCAUCUACUUGUAUAUUUUGGAAUAAAGGUGUUUGAUUUACUACUCUGUUAUGUCCUGUCAAAGAGGGUCUUCUCUUUUUAAUGGAUGGAAAACAACAUCUUGAAUUAA
Molecule: messenger RNA, 1802 nt
Organism: Hordeum vulgare subsp. vulgare (domesticated barley)
Lineage: Eukaryota; Viridiplantae; Streptophyta; Magnoliopsida; Poales; Poaceae
Exons: 5
Coding region: 50-1594 (514 amino acids)
Biological process (GO): ubiquitin-dependent protein catabolic process
Source: RefSeq, a predicted model, not a curated record